AACCAACAGAUGACCAUCGCUGCGUGCACCGAGUCCACAUGAACCGUGUCUCCUCUCAAUUUCUCAUCCUCCCUUUCUCUCUCUUUCUCUCUCUCUCGCAAUUUUUCCCCAUCACCACAGCACCACUAGACGACAAGACGCCGUGGCGGCCAUGAUGCAGCUCCGGCACCUCCUUGGUCUCUCCGGCGAGGUCUCUGGCCGCCUCCGCCGCUCCCACUCGACGGCCGCCUCGCGACCCGCGUGGGCCAUGAUGGCCGACAUGGGGUUGGUCCACACGGAGCAAGAACCGCCGGAGCCAAUCACGACCGCGACCUUCUGCCUCGCCUCGCCACCGCGCGUCUCCCAGCUCGUCGUCCCCAUCCGCUUCAUCGUGUCCCUCGCUGUCCCCGUCGACGACGGCAGCAAGGGGGAGGUCAUCUCCCGCGGCACCAUCUGCGCGGCGAACAGCGGCGGCCUCUUCCUCGUCCGCACCGCGCUCGAGCUAGUCCAAGUUCCUGCCCAUGGCGGAAACCCCGUCUUCAUCCCCAGGCCCAAGGAUGACACCUGGCCGCCGCUCCCUGGCCUCAAGUCCGACACCAAAGUCGUCCGCGUCGUCUGCAACCCUCUCACCGGCGGCGAGCUGCUCCCCCUCCCGGAGGAGGACCCUGACACCGGCGACACGGGCGGUACUUGGCGCUUUGUCAAGCCCGGCUUCCUCACCCAAGCCGACCGCGGCGACGGGCCGCCUGAUCGAUACGCGGUGGCGGAGAUCAGAGGCGAGGAUUCCAUCAUGCACCGAUUCCUCUCGGAGACGGGGAGGUGGGACGCGACGCCGGGCUUCUCGUCCGCGAUCCCCGCGGCGCGUCCAGCGAUCACCGCGGACCAUCCGGUGGUGAGCUUCGGAGGCCGGAUGUGGUGGAUCGACCUGGCCUGGGGCGCCGUCUCCGUCGACCCGUUCGCGGCCGAGCCGGACUUCCGCUUCGUCGAGCUGCCGAGCGGCAGCGUGCUGCCCGCCGCCGACGCGAUAAGCUUCGAGAGGCGGCGGCUGCAGGAGGCGCCGCUGAGCAGGUACCGGCGCGUCGGGGUCAGCGAGGGGAGGCUGCGCUACGUCGAGGUGUCCGAGGCGUCGCCGUUCGUGCUCAGCUGCUUCACGCUCGACGACGAAGGCGGCAGCGGCUGGACUCUGGAGCACAGAGUGGCGCUCGGCCGGCUCUGGUCGGAGCCAUUGCAGGAGACACCGCGGAUCGGUGCUCUCGAUCCGCUGAAAGCUAGUGUGGUGUACCUCAUGAUCGGCGAGGAUGGUAGGCACGUUGUCGGGGUGGACUUGGAGAAGGGGGUGAUGAUCGGGAGCUGUCUGCUGGAGCAUCCCAUCGGGCUGACACCCUGCGUGCUCCCGCCAUGGCUUGAAACAAGCCGGAUCCCUUCUACAGGAACCCUUUCGAGCAAGAAGACCAAUGCUGAAAGUAAGAGUUUGGGAGACAUGCUGGUUCGUGUAGAUAGAGGCUGUUAAAAAUGAAGCGUACUUGCUAAUUCAUCUUUUGGUUCCUUGAAAUUUACUGGUAGAGAUCCAGAGAUUCCCUUUGAUGGUAGCAGUUUCUUCAAGUACCUGAACUCUCAUUUUGGGGAUGCUGGGAGAAGUUUGGGUUUUGCUGUGCAUCUGGACUUUGCUGGUGCUACCUGUUGAAUUUUGAGGGUUUUGAUGCGAGAAAUUUGAGUUUGUUGGGCUUUACUGAUGGAACUUUGUGUCCCUCAUUUGACAAAUUAUGGCAAACGUUUUGCAACUUCUCCUUGCUGUAUGUGCUAUGAACCAUGUUUACUUUAUUCAGUGAUAGACUUGGUUCGAUUGACAA
This is a messenger RNA of Oryza sativa Japonica Group (Japanese rice), 1829 nucleotides long. RefSeq lists its product as uncharacterized. The record is from RefSeq and is a predicted model, not a curated record. Lineage: Eukaryota; Viridiplantae; Streptophyta; Magnoliopsida; Poales; Poaceae.